AGACACGUCGACGUCAGCGCGCCCCCAGCGGCUCCAGAGAGAAAAAAGGUCCGUGCUCUCGCUGUGACAGCUCAGAGCUGUCCACGUCAACACACCGAGCGGCCGCAGCCAUGGACUCCACGUCUCCGGAACCCUCUCUGUACACUGUGAAGGCUGUCUUCAUCCUGGACAACGAUGGAACAAGACUCUUAUCCAAGUACUAUGACCCGGAGCUGUACCCAACUAUGAAGGAACAGAAAAACUUUGAGAGGAACGUUUUCAACAAGACGCACAAAGCCGACAAUGAGAUUGCCUUCCUGGAGGGUAUGACCAUCGUGUACAAGAGCAGCAUCGACCUGUUCUUCUAUGUGGUGGGCAGUGCGCAGGAGAACGAGCUGAUGCUGAUGUCGGUGCUUAACUGUCUGUUCGACUCCCUCAGCCAGAUCCUCAGGAAAAACGUGGAGCGGCGUUGUCUGCUGGACAACAUGGAGGGCGUGUUUCUGGUGGUGGACGAGAUCAUCGACGGAGGAGUGAUUCUGGAAUGUGAUCCACAGCAGGUUCUACAGAAGGUCAACUACAGACAAGUGACGGAGUCGGGCUAUGGCUUCGUGCUGUUUGACUACAUCACCGGCAGUGUGGAGGGGCAGAGCGAGAGGAGCCAGCUGCUGCAGACGACAACCCGUUAUCAGAACAGAGCGUUACACAGGUUUUGCAGUCAGCCAAGGAGCAGAUCAAGUGGUCCAUCUUGAAAUGAUUUUUGCCACGUUUUCUUUUGAGUGUUUUUGUUACGUUACACAUGAAGAAAUCUUCGUAAUUAAUAAUACUUUUCUGUACAUGUAUUUAUUUAUGUGUUUGAAGAAUUCUUUGUUACACUUUGCUAUAGAUACAUUUUACCCCAAAGCGUCAAGUGCACUGAAAUUGUUCGCAAGAAAAAUAAUUUAUUUUGUGUCAAUUAUGAAAAUGAGUUACAAAAUGUAGCAUCACAUGUUUAUCAGAGUAGAAAUGAAGUUUUGAAUGUUACGAGAGCAGCUUUUGCACUGUUAGCUAGUUAGCAUCCUACAAAGACGUAAGCUUUAUACGAUUUAAAGCCAGUUGUGUUUUUGAAUUUUUUCUAUAAACGCCAAAGAUUAAUAUUUUGUUUACAUUUUGCUGAAAUUCUAAUCUGGACUUUUAACGGCUGUUUUGUCUAAAUAUAGCUAAAAUAAA
This is a messenger RNA of Periophthalmus magnuspinnatus, 1185 nucleotides long. It is a transcript of the gene copz2, whose product is annotated as COPI coat complex subunit zeta 2. Gene Ontology annotation, biological process: retrograde vesicle-mediated transport, Golgi to endoplasmic reticulum; intra-Golgi vesicle-mediated transport; intracellular protein transport. Bases 111 to 728 code for a protein of 205 amino acids. The transcript is spliced from 10 exons. The record is from RefSeq and is a predicted model, not a curated record. Gene Ontology annotation, cellular component: COPI vesicle coat. Lineage: Eukaryota; Metazoa; Chordata; Actinopteri; Gobiiformes; Gobiidae.